Messenger RNA from Microsporum canis CBS 113480, 378 nucleotides. RefSeq names its product nuclear transport factor 2. The record is from RefSeq and is a predicted model, not a curated record. Gene Ontology annotation, biological process: protein import into nucleus. NCBI's taxonomy places the organism in Eukaryota, Fungi, Ascomycota, Eurotiomycetes, Onygenales, Arthrodermataceae. Gene Ontology annotation, cellular component: nuclear pore central transport channel. The transcript has 6 exons. Bases 1 to 378 code for a protein of 125 amino acids.
AUGGCCGACUUCGAACAGGUUGCUAAGCAAUUCGUUGAGUUUUACUACAAGACAUUCGACGAGAACCGGAAUGGACUCGGAAACCUCUACCGCGACCAGUCGAUGCUGACAUUCGAAACCACAUCCAUCCGAGGAGCUGCCCUCAUCUUGGAGAAGUUGACUAGCCUGCCAUUCCAGAAGGUCAUCCACCAAGUAGCCACUAUGGACUGUCAGCCAUCACCCCAGGAUGGCGGAAUAUUGGUCAUGGUCACUGGUGCUCUGUUGGUCGAUGAACAACAAACACCCAUGAGCUACAGCCAGUGCUUCCAGCUCCUCCCUGACGGCGCCGGAAGCUACUUUGUCUAUAAUGAUGUUUUCCGCCUUGUCUACGGCUCUUAG